CAUGGGCACCCUCCGGAAAACUGUCAUUCAACCAUAGUUAUGACCUCCCGGUUACGCGCGCUGGGUGGAAGAAUUAAUAACAUACGUACCUCUGAAUUACCCAAAGAAAAAGCUCGAUCUGAAGUCGUCUGCAGCAUAUGCUUUUUAGAUGGCUUGGUACAGACCUUUAAAGUUAAUAAACAAGACACUGGCCAGUCGCUUCUGGAUAUGGCAUAUGCCCACCUGGGUGUGACCGAAAAGGAGUAUUUUGGCUUGCAACAUGGUGAAGACUCAGCAGACUCCCCUAGAUGGCUUGAAUCAAGCAAACCUAUCAGGAAGCAGUUGAAAGGAGGUUUCCCCUGUUCCCUGCAUUUUCGAGUAAGAUUUUUUAUACCUGAUCCCAACACACUGCAACAAGAACAAACCAGGCACUUGUAUUUCUUACAACUGAAGAUGGAUAUUUGUGAAGGAAGGUUAACGUGCCCUCUGAAUUCAGCUGUGGUUCUGGCUUCCUAUGCAGUACAAUCUCAUUUUGGAGACUUUAAUUCUUCCAUACAUCAUCCAGGCUAUCUUGCAGACAGCCAGUUCAUACCAGAUCAAAACGAUGAUUUCUUGACCAAGGUGGAAUCUCUCCACGAGCAACACAGUGGGCUAAAGCAAUCAGAAGCCGAAUCGUGCUACAUCAACAUAGCUCGGACCCUUGACUUCUAUGGAGUGGAGCUGCACGGUGGUAGAGAUCUGCACAAUUUAGAGCUAAUGAUUGGAAUUGCUUCUGCGGGCAUUGCUGUGUACCGAAAAUACAUUUGCACAAGUUUCUAUCCUUGGGUGAACAUCCUCAAGAUUUCUUUCAAAAGGAAAAAAUUCUUUAUACAUCAGCGACAAAAACAGCCUGAAUCCAGGGAACAUAUCGUGGCCUUCAACAUGCUAAAUUACCGAUCUUGCAAAAAUUUGUGGAAAUCUUGUGUUGAGCACCAUACCUUCUUUCAGGCAAAGAAGUUACUACCUCAAGAAAAGAAUGUUCUGUCUCAGUACUGGACUCUGGGCUCCAGGAACCCCAAAAAGUCUGUAAAUAACCAAUACUGCAAGAAGUUGAUUGGAGGGAUGGUGUGGAACCCGGCCAUGCGGAGGUCCUUGUCAGUGGAGCACCUAGAAACCAAGAGCCUGCCUUCCCGGUCCCCUCCAGUCACCCCCAACUGGCGAAGUCCUCGGCUCCGGCAUGAGAUCCGAAAACCCCGCCACUCCUCUGCGGAUAACCUCGCAAACGAGAUGACAUACAUUACAGAGACUGAAGAUGUGUUUUAUACCUACAAAGGCUCCCUGUCCCCCAAAGACAGUGAUUCCGAAGUUUCUCAGAACCACAGCCCACACCGAGAGAGUUUAUCUGAGAACAACCCAGCACAAAGAUGCCUGACCCAGAAGUCAUCCAGUUCUGUGUCUCCAUCUUCAAAUGCUCCAGGCUCCUGCUCACUAGAUGGAGUCGACCAGCAGUUCUUAGAGGACUACCACAGGGUGACCAAAGGGGGCUCCACUGAGGACACCAGCCAGUACUACUGUGACAAGAAUGAUAAUGGUGACAGCUACUUAGUCUUGAUCCGGAUCACACCGGAUGAAGAUGGAAAAUUUGGAUUUAAUCUUAAGGGAGGAGUGGAUCAAAAGAUGCCUCUUGUAGUCUCAAGGAUAAACCCAGAGUCACCUGCUGACACCUGCAUUCCUAAGCUGAAUGAAGGGGAUCAGAUCGUGCUGAUCAAUGGCCGGGACAUCUCAGAACACACCCAUGACCAGGUGGUGAUGUUCAUCAAAGCUAGCCGGGAAUCCCACUCAAGGGAGCUGGCCCUGGUGAUCAGGAGGAAAGCUGUCCACUCAUUUGCUGAGAUCAGAUCUGAAGAUGAACUGAACCAGCUUUUCCCAGAGGCCAUUUUCCCCAUGUGUCCAGACGGUGUGGACACUUUGGAGGGAUCCAUGGAACUGCUAAAGAAGGGCCUUGAAAGUGGGACAGUGCUGAUCCAGUUUGAGCAACUCUACAGAAAAAAGCCAGGUUUGCCCAUCUCCUUUGCAAAGCUGCCACAAAAUUUGGACAAAAACCGGUAUAAAGAUGUGCUGCCUUAUGACAUCACCCGGGUAUUACUGCAGGGACACGAAGAUUAUAUUAAUGCAAGUUAUGUGAACAUGGAAAUUCCUGCUGCUAACCUUGUGAACAAGUAUAUUGCCACUCAGGGACCCCUGCCACACACCUGUGCACAAUUUUGGCAAGUCGUCUGGGAUCAGAAGUUGUCAUUGAUUGUCAUGUUGACAACUCUCACAGAGCGAGGGCGGACCAAAUGUCACCAGUACUGGCCCGAUCCGCCUGAGGUUAUGGACCACGGCAUCUUUCACAUCCGGUGUCAGUCAGAGGACUGCACCAUCGCCUAUGUGUCCCGAGAAAUGCUGGUCACAAACACUGAGACUGGGGAAGAACAUACAGUGACACAUCUGCAGUACGUGGCGUGGCCUGACCAUGGCGUGCCUGAUGACUCCUCGGACUUCCUAGAAUUUGUGAACUAUGUGAGAUCCCUGCGGGUGGAUGGGGAGCCAGUCUUAGUUCACUGCAGUGCUGGAAUAGGUCGAACUGGUGUGUUGGUCACUAUGGAAACAGCCAUGUGUUUAAUUGAGAGAAAGCUGCCAGUUUGUCCAUUGGAUAUCAUCCGGAAAAUGCGAGACCAGCGCGCCAUGAUGGUACAGACAUCAAGCCAGUACAAGUUUGUGUGUGAAGCAAUUCUUCGUGUGUAUGAAGAAGGCUUAGUCCAGAUGCUGGAUCCCAGUUAGGACAACUGUGAAGCAUUCAUUCCUUGUCCCCACGGGCACCCUUCUGAAGAGAGGGGGACAUGCCUUCCUUUGGAGGCCGCAGGAGGAACCAGGAGCUGUGGGAAGGGAAUGAGCAUAUUUGAACCCAGGCACUUUAAGUUUCUAUAGAAAAAGUAUCAUGUACAUAGGGACUGGUGUAGAUACGCAUGCAACUAUGGCUUCCUUUAAGCCCAGAGAAAGCAGCACAAGGGGAUCUUAUGUGGGACCUGUCCCACUGCCUUCCUCCCUACACGUCAUGGUCUCGUCGGCUGCCCUUGGGCACCUGGGAGGGACUCCUCCAGUGCUUCGUACCUCCCAGUAGCCAGGUGGUGUGGCUGUGUAAGUUGCUCAGGUAUUGUAUUGUGUGUGGGAUGCUGAGAGCUGAGCGUCCCGUGCUCUCAAGCAGAGCAGAGCAGCUCAGUCACCCACCACCACUAUACCAACACAGGGCACCAGGAAUCCGGCUGAAGGAUGAGCAGUGCCUCCGCUGCCCACCCCUUCUCCCAUGUCACUUCCCUGCCCCUGUUCCUGACACUGCAUCUAGAGCAGCCCACUCCCCAGCACUGCCUCUCCAUUCACACCCUGCCGACCCCGAAAACAAUGUUGGCCCAGGCAACCUCCAGCCGGGACUGUCCACAUGAUCCCCCAUCUUAGCUUCAGAAGCAGGUGUGUCCUUGCCUCCGCUUGCCUCUUACUGUACACUCAGACUCCAGGACCAGAUCCCUGACUACUGAAUCUACUACAUGGAUUGCUGCUACUUCACUUCAUGCUGUCACACUCAAAGUGGGAGGAUUUUCCUGAGUGGGAAGGGAUGAUAGCAUUCAGAAUCUUUGGCCCUUCUGAAAAAAGGCCUGCUAGUAAGUGACCAUGGGAAACCCUGCUUUUCAAGGGUUCCCUGUGUGUGUGCGUAUGUGUGUGUGUGCCCCCUCCAUGGGUGAGUGUUUCUCAGGAUUCCUAACUUGAUUCAAAUUACUGUUGAGUUUAUAUAAAGAAAGAGUCUCUGUACAGAAGAACAAAUGUGUGUAUUCACCCUCAGUUACAAUGGUCUCCAUUUCAUUUCAGAGGAGAGGAUCAAACUGUCUGAAUAGAAACACAAUUCGAAGUUAAUUUAUUCUAAGUACCCAGGAUUGCGAUUGUCCUAAAGAAUUCUGCCUUUGUGAAUACUGUGUUAAAUUUUUUAAAAAUUUGUGACAGGAUUGUAGCAAAGUAUUAUUUAAGGAAAAUAAAUUACAUAAACAUUUUAAUGUGGUAUUUUUAAAUAGCAGUUUUUGUGUAUCCAGAAAAGGAAUCUAAGCCAGUUUGUUAUUUAUAGAAUGCUUUCAUAUUAUAGCCCACAUAGAUGAAGCCAUUUUAAUAUUAGGAAACUCUGGACCAACUGAAUCAUUUCCUGGUUACAAGAGGGAUAUGGACUUCCAGACAGGGCUAGGUUUCUAAAGGUUCUUUAUCUACGGACCCAGCAUACUUACUUGCGCACUUCCUAUCUUUUCCCUGUGUAUAUUUUACUGCUAAAUGGCCUAGGUAGAAGGAGGCAGUGCCCAGUGUGGAACCCUAUGCUGUGUGGCAAGAAAAUAAUGGAAAAGUCUAGAGCUGGGGCCUGGGAGAUUGGGUUCCUGCUCCUACUCAGCACUAACUAGCUCUCAUUGAAGGCACCUAGGAGCUAUGCCUCCACUGCCUCAAUUUCCCCUAUCUAUAAAAUAAGACAAACAAUACCUAGUGUUCAGGAUGAACAUGAAGACUGAGUAAGAUCAUGCUAUGAAUGUGGAUUUUCAUCAGCUGGAGUGUACUGACACUGCUAUUGGAUGAGUUAUUUGGAAAAGCUAAAUUCUCAGUGAUUAGCCCCAAAACACAUCAAACCAAAGUGGAAUCUGGUAGGGUUUUAUGAGAGAAAAAUGUUCUUCUAGAGGGGCAGAGCAGAAGUGCGAAGACUGUCAUAUCAGCACCUUUGUUCAGUCUGGACCCAGGGAAAAAAUGCUCUCAGCACAGCACCAAAAAGGAGGAAGAGGAGAAAGUAUUUAAAUUCAAAUGCCAUCAGGAUAUUUAGCAAAUUUAGCCACUGAAUAAAAAUGUACACCACCCCAUGUGUAAAAGCUUGAGUAGUCUAAAUGUGUUUGAAGAUGGUGUUUUAUUAUUUUUAAACAAAUUGUUUAAUGUGGCUGCAAAAAUGCUGUCAUUAUGGUUACAUAAAUUUCUAAAUGGCUUGCCUAAGAGUCAGCUAGCCUUUUCUGCUACUGUGCAGACCAACAAUUCAGACCCUGCAGAUGUUGCCAGGAACAAAAUCUAUGAAAUCCUGGGAAGAACAAAACAAGAAAAUUAUCUAAAGGAGCAAAACAUACAAGUAAAUACUGUAUAUAUUACCAGUAAAAAUCCAUAACCACCUUAUGAAUGUCUGCAAUUAUUCUUAAGCCCUUUUUUCAUCCAAAGUGAAGAACCAUAUCAGAAUCUGGGUAAAUAUUUUACCUGGGAAAUUUGGCUGGAUGUGACUGGAGAAGACAUUUACAUUCUACAUUCUGGUGCUUUUGGAAGAUUACUAAUUAGACACACUGAUGUGCAGACUUAAUCAGGAUGAAAAGGCCCUACUGGUGUCACUCUCUAGAACCUGCACUUCCUGUUUCGACUUUGAAAAGAAAAAGAUUGAGCUCAAUUUGGUUGGGCUGAGGAGAUGGGGCAGUUGAAUCCCAGGCUGGUACCUGUCUUUAGUUUCCUGCCACAGUAAUUCAUAUUUAAAUAUACUUUGAGAUUAGCGUAGAUGCUGUUGCUGCUCUCUUGCUGGUUGGCCUGUUUUCGUCCGUCAAAGAUUAUUAUUUAGGACAGCAAGAAGCCUCUUCAUCCACCAGAGGCAGCAUCAACAGGGAAGAAGCAGGAUCUGGACUUAGCAAGAUAUAUUGCUCUAGGUUUCCUUUUAUGUAAAAGAGGAUGAUUAGGCUGGAGGAGGUAAGCUCAGAAUCUGCCAUUCUGGGGGUCUGAUACACCGGAGAAGCAAAAUUAACCCUUCGUCACAUCUGCACAGCUGCCAGAGAGAGAUGUAUCAUGUUUCUAUGACUUUCCCCUGCAAGGUUGUCCCUCAGACCUUGGCACUGUUGAAUGGCAGAACAAGGAUUGCCACCCUCUGAUUUUUUUCCUGUCAUCCAGGCUGAGAGUGGUGUCAGUAAAGGUGGCAAUGCCUCUGUGACCUCAGCCUGGGAAACCAAACCCAUCAGAUGCCAGGCUGAGCCCACCAUCUUAAGAGCUCAUGCACUGUUUGGAGCAACCAAAGGAUUGUGUUAAGCCAUGUUGUUUUGAAAAGUAUCUUAUUUGAUCAGCAAUAUUUUUCUCUGUAAAUUUGGAAUGUUUUUCAUUCUGAGCUGUUCUGUCGGUGACUACUGAAAAACAAUAUAAAAACAAGCUAUGCAACACUA
Messenger RNA from Heterocephalus glaber (naked mole-rat), 6194 nucleotides. It is a transcript of the gene Ptpn3, whose product is annotated as protein tyrosine phosphatase non-receptor type 3. NCBI's taxonomy places the organism in Eukaryota, Metazoa, Chordata, Mammalia, Rodentia, Bathyergidae. Gene Ontology annotation, biological process: protein dephosphorylation. Gene Ontology annotation, molecular function: protein tyrosine phosphatase activity; cytoskeletal protein binding. The record is from RefSeq and is a predicted model, not a curated record. Gene Ontology annotation, cellular component: cytoskeleton; cytoplasmic side of plasma membrane; cytoplasm.